AUGGGAGAUCCAUCAGAAGAACGCCGACAGGUCUUGCACUACGCAGCAGUCCAUGGCCGUGCCGACCUGAUCUCCUUGGCCAUUGAGCAGGAGCUCACGGCAGAUGGCAACACGGCAGAGGCAGUCAAGUCCUUGCUUGCUUGGCAAAACGGCGAGAAGGGCACUGCUUUGCACGAAGCUUCCCGUGCCGGGCAUGUGGAUGUGGUCCGUUUGCUGCUGCUGCGCGGGGCCCCUGCAGAUGCGCAGGAUGUUCGUGGCCAAUCAGCCUACCAGGUGGCGGCGGCCGAAGGCCCUGCCAACAAGUUGGCCCAAGUUCAGGCUGCGUUCAAAGCCGAGCUUUUCAAGCGCUGCGCGCAGGGCGACCUCGCUGGCGCGGAGGCCCUUGCAUUGGGCGGCGUGGACCUGAAUGGUGAUCAGGCUGGAUACACACCCUGGGCGUGGGCGGAGCUUUUUGGCCAGACCGAAGUUGCGCAGCGAAUACAGGAGCUGGUGAGUGAGCAGAGUGAGCAAGAAGUGCAGCAACAAGAGCGAACCGGGAGCCGUAUGAGCUCUACGAGCUCCAGAUCAGACCAUGUGGUGGAGCCCGAGCGCUUGGUUCAGUGUGCGGUGCCCGAGAGAGGUGGUUAA
This is a messenger RNA of Symbiodinium natans, 627 nucleotides long. NCBI's taxonomy places the organism in Eukaryota, Dinophyceae, Suessiales, Symbiodiniaceae. The record is from the annotation of a GenBank genome assembly.